CCCGGCGGCGGCCCGGGGGCGCAUCCUCCCGCAACUGUCAGGCGCUGGCGGCGGAAAUGAUGAGGCGCUGGCCAUCUUCCGAGCCCGGGUUUCCUGCCUGAGCGCCGCGAGCCGCGAGCCGCGAGCCGCGAGCCGCGAGCCAGGAGCCGGCGCGGGAGAGGACGCGCCCGGGAGGGGACUUGGGGCCGGGGCGCGACGCCAUGGGCCGGCCGGGCCCGGACCCCGUCUCUCUCAGCCCGGCCGCGCCCACCCGCCCCCCACGAUGAGCGGGCCUGCGGUGCAGCCGGCGCCGCCGCGGGGCUGGAGCGACUUCUGUGAGCUGCACGCGGCGGCCGCGGCCCGGGAGCUGGCCCGCCAGUAUUGGCUGUUCGCGCGCGAGCACCCACAGCAGGCGCCGCUGCGCGCCGAGCUGGUGUCGCUGCAGUUCACAGACCUGUUCCAGCGCUACUUCUGCCGCGAGCUGCGCGAGGGCCGCGCCGGGCCGCCCACCCGUGACUACAGGGACACUGGCCGCCGCCCCGCCACGCCCGGCCCCGCCACACCCGCGCUGCCCAAGGCCCGCAGCUCGGAGGAGCUGGGCCCACCGCUGCCCGCGCCCUGCGCGCUGCAGCACCUGCGACACAGCCUGCGCCACAUCUUCCGCCGCCGCUCGGCCGGGGAGCUGCCCUCAGCGUCUGAGCCCGCACCCGACACCUCGCGCCCCGGCCUGGCCCGCAAGCUCCUGCCCUGGGGCUUGGCACGGGAGCCACCGGCCGAGGCGCUCAAGGAGGCGGCGCUGCGCUACAGCCUGGCCGACGAGGCCUCCAUGGACAGUGGGGCGCGCUGGCAGCGCGGGCGCCUGGCGCUGCGGAAGGGCGGCCCGGAUGGCGAGGGCCGCCUGCUGGAGCUCUACGACCCGCCCAGGAGCUCAAAGCCCAAGAUCCAGGCUGCCUGUUCCAGCAUUCAGGAGGUCCGGCGCUGCACACGCCUCGAGAUGCCUGACAACCUCUACACCUUUGUGCUGAAGGUGAAGGACCGGACAGACAUCAUCUUUGAGGUAGGAGACGAGCAGCAGCUGAACUCGUGGAUGGCUGAGCUCCGCGAGGACACAGGCCAAGGCAGGCUGGAGAACACAGAGCCCGGGCUGCACAGCCCCCCAGAGACUGGCCUGUCUAGCUCCCCCAGGGGAAGCACAGAGUCCCUGAACCAAGGUGCUUCUCCUGGGGGUCUGCUAGAUCCAGCCUGUCAGAAAACGGAUCACUUCCUGUCUUGCUACCCCUGGUUCCAUGGCCCUAUCUCCCGCGUGAAGGCAGCGCAGCUGGUUCAGCUCCAGGGCCCUAACGCUCACGGCGUGUUCCUGGUACGGCAGAGUGAGACCCGGCGAGGGGAGUACGUGCUCACGUUCAACUUUCAAGGCGUAGCCAAGCACCUGCGCCUGUCGCUGACGGAGCGGGGCCAGUGUCGGGUUCAGCACUUGCACUUCCCCUCGGUCGUGGACAUGCUCCAUCACUUCCAGCGGUCGCCCAUCCCGCUCGAGUGUGGCGCUGCCUGUGAUGUCCGACUGUCCAGCUAUGUGGUCGUCCUCUCCCAGCCAUCAGGUCCCUCCGACACUGUCCUGUUUCCUUUCUCCCUCCCUCGCUGGGAUUCAGAGCUGGGCCUUCCGCACCUCAGCACUUCCAGCUGUCCACGGGGGCUGGGGGCGCAGGGCCCGCCAGGCCGGUCCUCCCCCCCAGAGCAGAUCUUCCACCUGGUGCCUUCGCCGGAGGAGCUGGCCAACAGCCUGCGGCACCUGGAGUCCGAGCCUGCGAGUCGAGCCCGGGACUCAGACUACGAAAUGGACUCCUCCUCGAGGAGCCACUUGCGGGCCAUCGACAAUCAGUACACACCUCUCUGACGGGAGCACAAGCAGAGAUGGGGACUCAUGAAUGUAAUUUUCUUUCCUUUCUUCCAGAGAGAGAUUUAAGGGACACUAGUAACUGCUUUUCCAGUUCUGCGGUGCCCCUUCUAUUAGGCCUGUUAAAGGGCCUCCUUCACCUGGCCUUCUCAUUGUUUACAGAUGGAGCUGCCUGCAGAGGCCGCCUGCCCCAUCACUGAGGCGCGGCGGCAGGGUGAGGGCCAGAGCUGGUGGUGGUGGUGGGAACUUGUUUUCUUUUUCGUUGACUUUCUGCUGGGGGUGGGGGUAUGUAUGUGUCCAUCAGGAAGCCCCAAAACACUAACAAACAAGCCCUGAAUUGUCAUUUUCCCUGUGGUUGCUUCAGACACGGCAGGUUUCCUUACCGUGACCACACUUAUCUUGCUCCUAGACUCAGCUUUAGGUCAAAGUGUAAAGUAAAACAUUUCAUAAACAUUUUACCUCAGAUUAACUUCUUAAAGGGUUCAGGUUUCAAAACUAAAGCAUUGCUCAUUUCAUUGUACUGUUUGAACUAAACCCAUGUGAUUUCUGUCAGACAGCUAUGCAAACCCCACUCAACCAGCUUCCGGCCAGAGCCAGCACACCUGGCUCGUCUCCCACAGCCUCACACUGCAGAGAAGUGGAGCAUGUCACCUUUUCAGGAAAAUAAAUGACUGAGAUAGGAGGCUGACAAGGAACAGUUCUAUCCUGGUGCCUUAUGAAUAAAAAACUGGGCUUUCGAUUUAUAGCAGCUUUAAAGUGACAGACCAGCAGACAGGGAAGAGAGGCUUCUGGUCCUUCUGUAAUGAAUCUUGAAGUAACAGAACUGGCUCUAAGCCCCCAAAUAGCUGAUGGUUAUUAAAUGACCCCACAGACUCAUUUGAGUUAAAAAUGGAAUCUAGGAGUCUGGUACUACAGGUAAUGAGAAAACCUUUUCAUAGCCUACAGUCAGUGUUCUGUUCUAGCUGGUUACUGCUUCAUUUGCUGAAUGUGUAUGCAUGUCCACACAUCAUGUCCACCAUCCAGGGAGGUACUACAGUCAAAUCUCCAUCUACACUUGCUUUCAUGGGUGAGAGAAUUCCUAGGGGUGGCGCCUUUCAGAACCUAUGUGCGAAGCCUCAGGGAGAAGGUGGGCAGUGGCUAGUGCAGUAUAGCCAUCCCACUCACCGCAGUGGCUCUAGGAGCUGGGAGUUUAGCUUACUAUUUAUAGACAGAUCCUCCAGCAGCUUAAAAUGAACUACAGCACCUUGUCUAGGGUGACAGCUUGGUCUGUGUACUCCACAAAUUCAGACUUUCGCUUCUAGAAUUUUCUGGGGGCUGAAGGGCAGAUAGCUACCCUUUCACAAACCAAUCCUCUGGGUGUUUCACAGUCUAAAGAUGCAGGUCUGUGGUCCACUUUUAAGUUCGCCAUCUAAAUUCUGUAAAGACAGGUGUUUUUGUUUAAGGGCAUCUUCUAUUUUCUUGCAAAGUAUGAACCAAAGGAGUAAGCAUAAUGAAGACUUUAAGAGCAAAAAUCCCCUCUCCUCAUAGGAAGCCAGUGUGGGUAAUUAAGCCACUGGCAUAGACUCCCCUACUGGAUGCACAAGCCAGUACAGACAGCAGACCAAGUAAGUUCCCUUCCUCCAGCCAGAAGCAUACACGUCUGGGACAUGACAUGUUUAAACCAGCUGCUAAGUUUUCUGAGCGGCCUCUCAACAUUUCUCAGGUAGUGCCAAAAAAGCAAGCCAGGUGCAGCAAACUAGAUAUCUGAUAGGGAAUUGGAAGUCACUUGACUCCAGACUGCUUCAGUGUAAAAUAGGAAAAAUAUUUUGUGUCUAAAUUACCAAGACAGCUAGAAUGCAUUCCAACAGAAAGCCCCUCAUAGCUGGGAAGAAGUGACACUAAGUCAAUGCCUUUUCUUUCUGCUAGAGCCAUUCAAGGUGGAGUGGCUGGUCGGUCCCGGGGCCUGGUGCAGGGCUGCUGCAGGCCCACUGUGGUCACAGCACUAUCUCCCACCCUCCGAGUGCCAGCCGGCGAGUACCAGCCCCCACCCCGUUCUGAUGUAGACAAGCAUAGCUUGACUGCUCCCACCACCACCUGACUUUAAUGAACUUUUUACAACUAACAGUCACCAGCACCAAAGAAUUAAGUCAACUAACUAACCUGCCUUGACUUUUAGACCAGCAAUCCAUAAGGCUUUAUCUGGUAUAGAUCUUCUGCCUUUGAUCAUUUCUGGACCAUGUAGGAAAAAGGAACAGCAAUUAUUAAAAUCCUAGGCCAGAGAACACUAUUUUUACACAAGUUUCUUAAUCUCUAAGUAAGGCCUUGAACUCUUUCCCUAAGGUUUUUCUGAGACUGCUCCAUGCUUCUACUUAGUUAAUAAGUCUCUUAACGCAAAUGUCAUACCAGCGCUAACAUCUCCCACAGUCUAGAGGAAUUUGGUAGAACUAUCUGCUGCCUCUUAACAGGGACACAUCUGGUAGCUAGUGUUUGGUUGGAUCUGCAGCACAUUACGACAACAUGGAAAAUGGAGUCACCUUGUAUCAUUAGAGGCAGAAGGUAUUUGGCAAAUUUUUAUAUAUUGUUUAUGUACUGUAUAAGUAACUUAUUCUUGAAUGAUGCAAAAUUUGCUAUAAUGUACAAAUUGCUACAUGUGAACUAAAAAGUUUCCAGAAUCCUGAUUUGUUGUAUUUAAAGCUUCAACUUGUACUUGCUCUCCUUUCAUAAAUCAGGGAUGUCAACAAACA
Messenger RNA from Erinaceus europaeus (western European hedgehog), 4596 nucleotides. RefSeq names its product SH2B adaptor protein 3 (gene SH2B3). The transcript is spliced from 8 exons. Gene Ontology annotation, molecular function: transmembrane receptor protein tyrosine kinase adaptor activity. Bases 263 to 1873 code for a protein of 536 amino acids. Lineage: Eukaryota; Metazoa; Chordata; Mammalia; Eulipotyphla; Erinaceidae. The record is from RefSeq and is a predicted model, not a curated record. Gene Ontology annotation, cellular component: plasma membrane. Gene Ontology annotation, biological process: intracellular signal transduction.